Hibiscus syriacus is the source of this 723-nucleotide messenger RNA. Its product is annotated as NEP1-interacting protein-like 1. The transcript has 4 exons. NCBI's taxonomy places the organism in Eukaryota, Viridiplantae, Streptophyta, Magnoliopsida, Malvales, Malvaceae. The record is from RefSeq and is a predicted model, not a curated record. The coding region runs from base 63 to 668 and encodes 201 amino acids.
AUAUUUUCUCAUUAUCUUUCUUUUUUUCAUUCAGCUCAAACAGUAAAAACUUUCUUCUCCAAAUGAACUUCAUCAUCUACCCUUGUUCUUCAUCUAUCAUGCCAUGUUUUCCAGUUGAAGAGACAAGGGAUUUUUGCUGCUCAGCAGCCUCAUCAGUGGUUUCUAAACUAUUUUAUGCAAUUUUCAUCUUCAUUUUUGCCGUGGUUGGAGCAACUUUGGGGGCCGUCACCGGAGCUUUUGUCGGGGUAAAAACAAAGAUGGGUUUUAUUCCCGGAGUCGCAAUCGGAGCCAUAAAGGGUACUAUUUUGUCCAUCAAGUUGUUGAAAAUUUCACUCAUAAUUUGUAGUUCCAAUGAUUUGGCGUUGGCAACGAGGUAUCUUCUCCUCCAGCCGAUAAACGUAUAUGAGUCUGCUACAUUGAUCCAAGUCUCCUUGAACGAAGGGUUGUCAAAGGAUUCCAUGGAAAAUAUUCCAAAAUUGAGAAUCACAGAAGAAAACAUAUGGGAUUCAUUGAGGAGCAGAAACCCAUGUUCGAUUUGCCUUGAGGAAUUUUUACAGUGGGAUACUGUUAAUAGGUUGCCGCAAUGUCACCAUAUGUUCCACGUUUCGUGUCUUCAAAAGUGGGCGAAAACCCAUAAUUCUUGCCCUUUAUGCAGGAGACAUUUUUGACCACUCUUGUAGUACAAGCUUCCACUAACUAGGAAAUCAGAAUUUCUGUACAUAC